AUGUCACUAUUUCUACUAAAGACACAAGACCUAACAUGGCAGGACAGAGCUCUGAAUGUGGAGGUGAUGCUAGAACCAAAGAAGACACAGCUUUUGUUCAAGAAAAACAAGUCUCUCUCCAUGCGCUGCGAAAAAGAUCGACAGCGCUACGAGAAGCAACGAAACGCCAACAUCAGGAACUACAAGACCGAAAAGCGGUACAUGGACGAGAGAAACCAAGAACUCUAUCUCAUCAAAACUCAACGUUUCUUGCAAAGCAUUCCUCCAGAUAUGAAACAACAGUUUCUUAGCAGACGGUCCUUUUCCAUUAGUUUAACCAAACUCACCAAAGACUUCCAUGAGGAUGAAAGCGCGAGAGCCUCGGCUCCGCCCAACAUGGUAGGCAUCAUGUCUCGAGAGGAAGUGACGACACUGCCUGCUAUCACAAUUCAAACACCAGAACCAAGCCCCAGGGUGCGGUUUCAACCAAGUUCAAAGGCGCAGUUUCAGAAACGGGCAAAAUCCCCGAUGGACAUUCGUUUCUGCCAAGACCCAAGAGAUGUGUCUGUUAAUGACCAUGAUGAAAACAGUGACUCCCAACACGCGAGUCGGAACAACACUCCGAUUCCCAGUUACCUGCCAUCUGUUCAACAACCGUUGCCAAGUGGCAUUAUGAAAGAUCAAAGAAGAAAUUCCGCAAACACUUUACUUACAGAUAGAAAUGUUAGAUUUGCCGAAAAAGAAGAGAACAAAAACAACAAAGAACUACCAAUUGAUUCCUAUCAAGAAGAGAAAAUUCGAAUUGAAAGUCUAAAACCAAAGGUUCAGAGGAAAGUAAACACGUUCUUAUUGGAACAAAGUAAAUUCAACAAAAGAGCCCCAAUUUCAAAGAUUGACUUAACAAGGAAAAGUAAUGUGGAUGCCAGUGACUUAUGCGGCAUCUCAAAAAACAAACUAGUCAGUGCAUUUGACGAGCUCUGUGAAUUAUCCAAUCGAGAUAACUUUCAAAAACUUGUAAAAUAUGCAACGAAGUUAAAAGUCGCUACUCAUUUGUCCUCGAAAAUCGUCCCUACAAUGGACACCGUAAAAGCAUCUAAAUCCUUUCUUAUGAUAAAAAAUCAAAUGGGCACCCAGACUAAAAGUCAAGAGCUCGUUCAAAGCACAUAAAACGACAACGCAUUGUACUACAAUAAAGUAGAGGGGAUGGUGAAAUGGAGCAAAUUUA
Molecule: messenger RNA, 1204 nt
Organism: Ostrea edulis (European flat oyster)
Lineage: Eukaryota; Metazoa; Mollusca; Bivalvia; Ostreida; Ostreidae
Exons: 1
Coding region: 1-1146 (381 amino acids)
Source: RefSeq, a predicted model, not a curated record